AUGGUCCAGUGGACCUUCAGCGCCCCCGAGGGCUAUUUCGAUGACUGUGCCGCACUUGCCGCCCAGUUACCCAACAGCAGGCUCACCACACGUCCGCUGUUUGCCCUCACGCCGCGUGACUACCCAUCCGAUGCAGCAGCAACAGCCACCAAGGACAACCGGCCGUGGGCGCGCUUCACCGCCCACGUCGCGGCCCUCAACCGCGAAGCCCCCGCCAACGUCUCGUACAAGAUCAUGUUUCUGACCCGGCACGGCCAGGGCUACCACAAUCUCAUGAAGACGCUCUCCGAGGAUGAGCAAGGAGAAGAGAAUCACGACGCCCAGCUCCCGGAUGAAGCAGCGUGUUUCGACGCCUUCCUCACGCCUGUCGGCGUCGCCCAGGCCACGGCCCUGUCCGGGCUCUGGCUCGCCUCCAUCGCCGCCGACGGGCUGCCCGUCCCGCAGACGCUCUACACGAGCCCCCUCGCGCGCUGUCUGCAGACCGGUCAGCUCUAUCUCCAGCCCAUCAUGGACGCUCACAACCUGCCGUACGGCCCGCUGGUCAAGGAGGGGCUGCGCGAGCGCCGGACCAUGCACUCAUGCGACAGGCGUCGCCCGCGGGCGUGGAUCGCGGAGAAUUGGCCCGCGUGUGUGAUUGAGGAGGGUUUUUCGGAAGAGGACGUCAUGGGGGCGCUGCCGCGCCCGGAGACGGAGGAGGAGAAUCGCGUUCGCGUCUUGGAGGCGCUCGCUGAUGUGUUUGAAGCGGAUGCGAGCGAGGUCGUGGCGUGGACGUUUCACUCGCUGUCGAUGCGGGCCCUGCUCGGUGGACUGGGCAUGGUCCCGUUCAAGCUGCAGCCUGCAACGACCAUUGCCGUCCUGGUGCGGGGAGAAAAGGGGGAAUAA
Messenger RNA from Cordyceps militaris CM01, 882 nucleotides. RefSeq names its product phosphoglycerate mutase family protein. Gene Ontology annotation, molecular function: phosphatase activity. Gene Ontology annotation, cellular component: cytoplasm. Bases 1 to 882 code for a protein of 293 amino acids. The record is from RefSeq and is a predicted model, not a curated record. The transcript is spliced from 2 exons. Lineage: Eukaryota; Fungi; Ascomycota; Sordariomycetes; Hypocreales; Cordycipitaceae.